UCACUGUAGCACAAGCAUGAUCAUCUAAAUACUACGGAGUAAAUAUAUAUCCCCUCAUAUAUAUCUCCUCCUCAGCUUCCCUUCAAGCUCAGAGAACAGAAAACCUGGAAAUGCAGGGGCCUUCAGAAGAAGGUUUUUUACUUGAAGAGACCAAACCCAAUGUUGGUGGGGGCAAGGCCACAACUGCUGACACUGUUGAGCAGAUGCAGUACCUCCAUGUCUAUGUUGUGAAAGCUACAGAUUUACCUGCUAAGGAUAUUACUGGAGCUAUUGAUCCUUAUGUUGAAAUUAGGCUGGCGAGCUGUAACGCUAUAACCCAACACUUUGAAAAGAAUAGCAAUCCAGUGUGGAAUCAGGUAUUUUUGUUCUCCAAGGAUCACAUUCAGAGUUGUUCUGUGCUAGAUGUGACUGUGAAAGAUAAGGAUUUUUUUGAGGAUGAUUUUGUUGGCCGGGUUUCAUUUGAUUUGAGUGAGAUCCCAUUCAGUAUCCCUCGGGAUGUUUCACUUGCACCGCGAUGGUAUAGAUUGAAGGGCAGGAUGGGGGAUAGGGUUGAAGGGGAGUUGAUGUUGGCUGUUUGGAUGGGUGAUCAAGCCAAUGACACAUUCCCUGAGGCGUCAAAUUCACACCCUCGAGCUGUUAAUGUUGCUGAUGACUUUGUAAAUACAAGGUCCAAGGUGUACUUCUCGCCCAGGCUUUGGUACUUGAGAGUGAAAGUGAUUGAGGCUCUGGACUUGUUGCCAAAUGAUACGAGCAGGUCCCUAGAAGUUUCUGUUAAGGCAAUUGUGGGAUAUCAGGUUUUGAGGACCAGAGUUUCUGCAAAUAAAUCUAUGAAUCCAAUGUGGAAUGAGGAUCUAAUGUUUGUAGUUGCAGAGCCAUUUGAGGAGGCUCUCAUUUUGAGUGUGGAAGACAAGGAUGAGGUUCUGGGAAGGUGUGCUAUUCCUUUACAGUACGUGGACAAAAGGUUGGAUUAUAGGCCAGCGGUGAAGCCCAGGUGGUAUAAUCUUGAGAACCAUGUACCCGAUGAGAGGGAAAUGAAGGAAAUUCAAAUUUCCGGCAGGAUUCUCGUGGGAAUAUGCCUGGAAGGAGGUUAUCAUGUUCUUGAUGAACCAACAGAUUAUAGCAGUGAUCUUAGACCAUCCGCGAAGCAGUUAUGGAAAUCUAAUAUUGGCGUUCUGGAAUUGGGUAUUCUUAGUGCCCGGAACCUUUUACCUAUGAAGAAACGCAGGACAUCUGCAACUACAGAUGCUUAUUGUGUUGCUAAAUAUGGCGAGAAGUGGGUAAGAACAAGGACAGUAACAGAUAGCUUUGCUCCCGAGUGGAAUGAACAAUAUACUUGGGAGGUGUUUGAUCCUAACACAGUUAUCACUAUUGGUGUGUUUGAUAACUGUAAUCUGCAGACUCCACAGGUUGGAUAUGGAUAUAGAUCUGCUUUGGCAAAGGACUCAAAAAUUGGAAAGAUCAGGAUUCGCCUUUCCACUCUGGAGACAGAUCGUGUUUAUUCACAUUCUUACCCACUUCUGGUUUUGCUUGCCAGUGGAGUGAAGAAGAUGGGUGACAUUCAUUUGACUGUUAGGUUUACUUGCUCGUCCUUGCUUAAUAUGAUGCGUAUGUACUCACAACCCUUGUUGCCCAAAAUGCAUCAUCUUCAACCCAUAACUGUUAAUCAGAUUGACAGCUUGAGGCACCAGGCCACUCAGGUUGUAUCAAUGAGCUUGAGUCGAGCUGAGCCACCCGUGAGGAAAGAGGUGGUGGAGUAUAUGCUGGAUGUUGGGUCCAGUAUGUGGAGUAUUAGGAAAAGCAAGGCUAACUUUUUUAGGAUUAUGAGUGUUUUGGGUGAGCUGAUAUCGAUAUUGAGAUGGUUUGAUGGAAUAUGCCACUGGAAAAACCCAAUUACAACUGUUCUGAUACAUAUCCUGUUCUUGAUUCUGGUAGUAUAUCCGCGAAGUAUCCUGGCUGUUAUUUUCCUGUUUAUCCCUUCGCGUAUUGCCUACCUCUACAGAUGGAGGCUAAGGUAUCCUCCUUUCGUUGACAUUCGCCUAUCUUGUGCUGAUGAUGUUCAUCCUGAUGAGCUCGACGAGGAAUUUGAUACCUUUCCAACUUCACGGCCUGCUGAUAUAGUGAGGAUGAGGUAUGACCGUCUGAGAAGCAUAGCAGGAAGGCUUCUAAUGGUAGCUGGCGAUCUAGCAACUCAAGGAGAAAGGGUGGUAGCGUUGAUGAGCUGGAGAGACCCAAGAGCUACGGCGCUGUUUUUGAUUUUGUAUUCAGUUGCUGGGAUUGUCCUGUAUUUCACACCCUUUCAAGUGGUGGCCAUCCUGACUGGAUUGUUUGUGUUGAGACAUCCGAUUUUUCGCCCCAAGCUUCCCUCUGCACCUGUUAAUUUCUUCAGAAGAUUGCCAUCCAAGACAGACAUGUUGUUGUGAGGAAUGCAUGCUUUAAUUUAAGACUGGGGUGGACCAUUUAGCAUUCUCUUAGUCUCUUCAGUCACCAAUGAAUAUGUAGAGACAUAUGAGGCUUUUGAUUCUUUGGUUAUAAAAAGUCAAUAAAAAAUACUCAUUUUAGUCAAA
Messenger RNA from Ipomoea triloba (trilobed morning glory), 2564 nucleotides. RefSeq names its product FT-interacting protein 3-like. The transcript is spliced from 2 exons. The record is from RefSeq and is a predicted model, not a curated record. Lineage: Eukaryota; Viridiplantae; Streptophyta; Magnoliopsida; Solanales; Convolvulaceae. The coding region runs from base 111 to 2420 and encodes 769 amino acids.